Molecule: messenger RNA, 479 nt
Organism: Pyrus x bretschneideri (Chinese white pear)
Lineage: Eukaryota; Viridiplantae; Streptophyta; Magnoliopsida; Rosales; Rosaceae
Product: protein CHLORORESPIRATORY REDUCTION 42, chloroplastic
Exons: 2
Coding region: 1-390 (129 amino acids)
Biological process (GO): NADH dehydrogenase complex (plastoquinone) assembly
Source: RefSeq, a predicted model, not a curated record
AUGGCAUUAUCCUUCUCUUCCACAACUGCAGUUACAUGCUCAAAGCUCCAUCGCAAUCCAACCCUUCAAUUCAACACCAUAAACGCCCAUAAACAAAGCUCGAAUGUCGUCUGUGCCAUUGCGGAGCCACCACCAGAGUCCGGCUUGCCGGCAAGGAAAUCCAACCUUGCUGUAGGCUCUCCAAUAAUCGUAACCGAAGCUCCCAGAAUGAUAAAAACUGCAGCAUCCGUUCCAUGCCUCCGGGUUAACUCUGGCUUAGUCAAACCAGGUGACGUCGGAAGAAUUGUGUCAAGAAAGCCAAAGGAUGUGUGGGCAGUACGGCUUUCAAUUGGCACUUACCUCAUUGAUGGGAAAUACUUCAAGCCCUUGGAGUUGGACCUUGACCAAUAGACUAGUGAUUUUUGUAUUUUUAUUUUACUUACUCAUGCUAUUAUUAAUACAUUUUCCGUAGUAUUAAAUGGACUGCAUCUAGUUAGUAA